Diabrotica balteata is the source of this 894-nucleotide messenger RNA. Lineage: Eukaryota; Metazoa; Arthropoda; Insecta; Coleoptera; Chrysomelidae. The record is from the annotation of a GenBank genome assembly.
AUGAAAGGAGAUUCUCAGAAAUUAUUAAGUUAUGUAACAGUCCUGGGUGGACGUAGUAACUCUGGGCUUCUAUUUUUAGCUCGAAGAUCUUGGGGUUGGUUUAAUUUUAAAGAAAUGCUUCAGAGAGCUGAAGAAACAAACUACAUCAACAUCAACUGCGUGGAUCCUCUCGGCAGAAGUGCCUUGUUGAUGGCCAUAGACAACGAAAACUUAGAAAUGGUGGAAUUGUUAAUUGAACAUCGCGUGGAGACCAAAGAUGCACUUCUGCAUGCCAUCUCUGAGGAAUUUGUAGAAGCUGUUGAAGUUUUACUCGAACAUGAAGAGACUAUUCAUCGAAAAGGGGAUCCACACAGCUGGGAGGCCCUACCUCCAGACACUGCUACCUUUACUCCGGAUAUCACGCCUUUAAUCCUUUCCGCCCAUAGGGACAACUAUGAAAUUAUCAAGAUCCUUUUGGACAGGGGCGCUACGCUACCCAUGCCGCAUGACGUUAGAUGCGGUUGCGAUGAGUGCGUCACUUCUCGGCAGGAGGACUCUUUGCGGCACUCAAGGAGUAGGAUCAACGCGUAUAGAGCCUUAGCUUCCCCGUCCCUCAUAGCUCUAUCUUCCAAAGAUCCUAUAUUGACUGCGUUUGAAUUGUCGUGGGAGCUACGCAGACUGAGUUUUAUGGAACACGAAUUUAAAAGUGAGUACCAGGAAUUAAGAAAGCAAUGCCAGGAUUUUGCAACUGCUCUCCUGGACCACACAAGAAGUUCUUAUGAACUGGAGGUUCUUUUGAAUCAUGAUCCAACUGGACCAGCCUUCGAACAUGGGGAUAGAAUGCACUUAAAUAGACUGAAGUUAGCUAUUAAAUUAAGACAGAAAAAGACUGAUCCUGUUGCUCUAAAUUUCUAG